AUGAGCUCGUUUGCGAAACUCUCCACGAAGAAUAAUUACAGCAGCAAUGCGAACAAGGAGAACAAGGAGAACAAUGCGCCGGCGCGCAAGCAUGAGAACCCCCAGCAGAAGCAGAACAGGCGGCCGAUUGUGCCGUUUCGGAGGAAGGAUCGUAUAUUGUUGAUUGGAGAGGGCGAUUUCUCCUUCGCGCACUCCCUAGCCACGCAUCACCGCUGCAGAAACCUAGUCGCCACAUGCUACGACUCCAAGGAAGCUCUCUACGCCAAGUACCCGCAAGCAGAGAAGAACAUCGCUGAGAUUAUCGACUCCUCAAAGACGAAGAUGAAUGCAAAAUCGAAGUCGAGCGAUGAUGCCACCGAGCCCAAGAGCCCAACAAGCCCGAAGGUGCUCUUCUCCGUCGACGCGAAGAAGCUGGGUUCUGUACCUGGGGGUGGGAAGGAUAUUCGUGUUGGCUUCCCCAAAAAGGAGCGCAAGAGACCUGUUUGGAAGAAAGAUGAGGGGAAUAAGAGGAGUACCCGGUCAGCGAAAGCCAGUGGAGACAAGGCGAAUCACAAGGAUCAGGACUCAGACAAGGACAAAAGAAAGGAUGGGCCGUGGGAUAUGAUCUGUUUCAAUUUCCCGCAUGUGGGUGGGAUUUCGACGGAUGUGAAUCGGCAGGUUAGAGCAAACCAGGAGCUUCUGGUUGCGUUCUUCAAGGCGUGUAUGCCACUUUUGGCGGGGAGACCCAAAGAGUUGAACGAGGAUGAGUCUGAUGAGGAGUGGGGGUCCGAAACAGUUGACGAGGAUGAGUCUGAUGAGGAUGACGGCAAUAAUGAUGAGAAGGGCACCGUCAAGGCGGGAACCGAGCGAAGGACGGAACCUGGCCAGAUUGUGGUUACGCUGUUUGAAGGAGAGCCUUACACGCUGUGGAAUAUUAGGGACCUCGCACGACAUGCUGGUUUAAGGGUUGUGACGAGCUUUAGAUUUCCCUGGGCGUGUUACCGUGGAUACUCGCAUGCGCGAACUUUGGGGGAGAUUGAAGGGAAAGAUGGUGGAAGAGGGGGAUGGCGCGGUGAGGAUAGAGAGGCGAGGAUGUACGUGUUCGAGGCCAAGAAGGAUGACAAUCCGCCUGGGACCAGUGGAAAGAGGAGGAAGAGAUCAGCGGCCACGGAUGACUCGGAUAGUGAUUAG
Molecule: messenger RNA, 1170 nt
Organism: Aspergillus mulundensis
Lineage: Eukaryota; Fungi; Ascomycota; Eurotiomycetes; Eurotiales; Aspergillaceae
Product: 25S rRNA (uracil2634-N3)-methyltransferase
Exons: 2
Coding region: 1-1170 (389 amino acids)
Biological process (GO): rRNA base methylation
Cellular component (GO): cytoplasm
Molecular function (GO): rRNA (uridine-N3-)-methyltransferase activity
Source: RefSeq, a predicted model, not a curated record